CUUAAAGUUAUUAUGGGCACCGAUUGUGGAUUCGGUUUAUUGGAGGCGAUUGGGACGUCGAAAAUCGUGGAUGGUGCCGUGUCAGUACCUGAUCGGUAUAUUCAUGUUGGUUUUAUCGUAUAAAGUGUCCGAUAUCAUGGGCGAGAACGGAUCUCAAGCCGGUAAAGCACCAAAUGUAUUGUUUUUGAUGUUUGUAUUUCUACCACUCAAUUUNUGUCCAGAAAAGUUCCAAAAAAUACGGAGGAAGAACGUAGGAUAUGCAUCGACUUGCAAUGCAGUCGGUCAAACAGCUGGUUUCUUUUUAGGGAAUGUCGUUUAUUUAACACUUGAUUCGCCGGAUUUUGCCAAUCGAUUCUUUAGGAGUACACCACAACCAUAUGGACUCGUCUCACUGUCUGGUUGGUUUUAUUCGAAUUUGUUGUUGGAAUGCUCAUUCAGUGUAUUUAUUCAUGGAUGA
Molecule: messenger RNA, 457 nt
Organism: Anisakis simplex (herring worm)
Lineage: Eukaryota; Metazoa; Nematoda; Chromadorea; Rhabditida; Anisakidae
Source: the annotation of a GenBank genome assembly